GUCAAAGAAAAAGCAGGAAGUAAAUACAACAAUUUGAACGACAAGAGGCUGUCGGGCUUCUUCGCACUUAUCGACGGAGAGGCGGCGACGAGAAGAAGCUGCUAUUUCUUAUAACUCUUAGAUGGAUGUGACAGAGGAGACGUGCCAGGCUGAAAUGGAGGAAAGGGCCCUUAAUAUUAAGCAGGAGGACUGUGAAUGGGAACAUGUGCACCCUAGACAGGGGAGUGUAUGCAUUAAGGAGGAUGAUGAUGAUUACGAAUUGGUGUCCAUGGUAAUUAAGGAAGAGACUGAGGAGAAGCCUGUCAUCUGCGGUGUGCAGGGGCAUAAAGCAAUCGACAAGGUCAAAGAAGAAGACCUUCAGUCAGGGUGUCCAGAUGAAGGAGUAGCAGGAUUAAUCUCCGAUCCGAGGAGAAAUUGUGCCGUUCAGAAGCAUCCUGGCCCUGUGAAGUCUGAUAUUUAUUUAGACACAAAGACCACUGAAGACAUUUCAAGUGGAACAGUUGAAGGUCACACAUCAUCAACAGAUCAGUCUGGAGAAGAUACAAAGCAGAGUCCAAGCUUUUUGCCAUCUUUAUCUGCUCAGAUCUCAUUUCAUGAUGCACCACAUGUUGAAAAUAUGCAGAAAUUGACAUCUGGAUCAGAGUUUUUGACACCAGCCUCUUUGCAGUUUAGUCCUCGAUCUGUUGUGAAACCGCCCAGGACACAAGCAAAUAAUACCCAACAACCAGUGCACAAGACAAAUUCAGGGGCUUUGAAUGUGUCCCAGGGGCAAAGCAAAAUUUUUAAAGGCAAUCCGAUGAACCUUACAAAGCAGAAGCCAUAUUGCUGCUCCGAAUGCGGAAAGGAAUUUUCCACAAGAUGGAAUUUUCAGGCCCACACAACAAUUCAUACUGGGGAGAAACCAUAUUGUUGUUCGGAAUGUGGCAAAAGAUUCUCACACAAAAGAUAUCUUCAAACCCACAUGAGAAUUCACACUGGAGAGAAGCCAUAUUGCUGUUCGGAAUGUGGAAAACGAUUUCCAAAUCGGGGCCAUUUGAAGGAGCACACAAAAGUUCAUACUGGAGAGAAACCGUAUUGCUGUUUGGAAUGCGGAAAACAAUUUUCUACAGCAGGGAAUUUUGAGACCCACAAAAGAAUUCAUACUGGAGAGAAACCAUAUUGUUGUUCUGAAUGCGGAAAACAGUUUUCAAGAAAAGACCGUCUUGACAUCCAUAAACGAAUUCAUACUGGAGAGAAACCAUACUGGUGCUGGGAAUGUGGGAAAAAAUUCUCAGACAGAAGCUGUCUUCGAACUCACGCAAAAAUCCACACUGGAGAGAAGCCAUAUUGCUGUUCUGAAUGUGGGAAACGAUUUCCAAGUAGGGGGUAUCUGAACGUGCAUACAAAACGUCAUACUGGAGAGAAACCAUUUUGUUGUUCUGAAUGUGGAAGACAAUUUUUAACCGCAGGGAAUUUUGAGACUCACAAAAGAAUUCAUACUGGAGAGAAACCAUAUUGUUGUUCUGAAUGCGGAAAACAGUUUUCAAGAAAAGAUCGUCUUGACAUCCAUAAAAGAAUUCAUACUGGAGAGAAACCAUACUGUUGUUGGGAAUGUGGGAAAAAAUUCUCAGACAGGAGUGGUCUUCGAACUCACGCAAAAAUCCACACUGGAGAGAAGCCAUAUUGCUGUUCCGAAUGUGGGAAACGAUUUCCAAGUAGGGGGUAUCUGACGGUGCAUACAAAACGUCAUACUAGAGAGAAGCUGUAUUGUUGUCCUGAAUGUGGAAAACAAUUCUUAACAGCAGGCACUUUUGAGACCCACAAAAGAAUUCAUACAGGAGAGAAACCAUAUUGUUGUGUAGAGUGUGGCAAACGAUUCUCAGACAGGAGCAGAUUCCAAACCCAUGCUAGAAUUCACACUGGAGAGAAGCCAUAUUGCUGUUCUGGAUGUGGCAAACGAUUCUCUGACAAAAGCAAUCUUAACAGGCACAUGAGAAGUCACACUGGAAAGAAGUGACUGAAGUAUCCUUCCCGAUGUAACUACCCCAUGCUUAAAUUUGUAGCAUUGAAAAAUAACAAAAUGGUAAGCAGUCCAGUCAGAAAUAAACCCUUUGUGGAAGAAAACACCUGAAAUUGGGAUCACAAUUGGGAUCUGCGGGAUUAAAUAUAAAAAAGGACUGUCAUAUUUUACUGAACACUAUAACGCCAUAUGAACUAGAAAAAGAAACGGUGCUAGGAACAAUCCCGGUGCAACAGCGAGCCCAGGAAGCUGAUUUAGGGAAACAACAGCAGCAAAUGAAAUAAAUAACUUCAUGACGCAAAAACCCGUCUUCAUCGUAGGCAAAGCAAACCAUUUUUGAGAACUUGACCCCAAAUAUCUUUGGUAGCUCAGAAGGAGAAAGCUUGGAGGAAUGAGUCCCUCAGGGUCUCAAAAACAUUCACAGGGUGGAAGGACUGCGGGCGAGCGCAUGACACUGCCACAUCUCUCUGUUAACCACACAAGUGCCAACAUAACAGUAGACUUCAUAGCCAUAGGACUGGAAAUGAAGGUUAAAAUGAGGGUAGGGGCUACCCGGCGGGUAAUGCUCUGGUACACUUAAUCUAGUAAAAUAUACUUAACGUACUAUCUUAUUAAUUCAAUUAUACGAGAUCAGAGACAAAGCAAAAGACAUUUUCUACCAUUCAUUUCUCAUUGAGUCCAUUAGGAAAGUACAGUAGGUAUUUAAUUUUGUCGUCCAUUCUAAUUCCCGCCUUAAUCUCCGUGUCGUAUUCCAGUAAGGUUGGUGCUGUACUGGCGACUGCGCUACCCUGAUUGAUAACAUUUUAGAAUAAGCUCUCCUCGCACUGGGCUUGACUCCCUUUACUCCUCUCGA
Erpetoichthys calabaricus (reedfish) is the source of this 2852-nucleotide messenger RNA. Its product is annotated as gastrula zinc finger protein XlCGF57.1-like. Gene Ontology annotation, molecular function: DNA-binding transcription repressor activity, RNA polymerase II-specific. Gene Ontology annotation, biological process: negative regulation of transcription by RNA polymerase II. The transcript has 3 exons. Lineage: Eukaryota; Metazoa; Chordata; Cladistia; Polypteriformes; Polypteridae. The coding region runs from base 122 to 1996 and encodes 624 amino acids. The record is from RefSeq and is a predicted model, not a curated record.